CAGCAGCUCGGGCGGUGGGAGGAGCGGCAGCGACCAGACAGCCCAGCUCCGCGAAGGCUCUCGGCGCGCCGCGGCCCGCAGGCACCCGGCACGCGCCCGCCCCGCCGCCACGAUGCCCAAGAGGAAGGUCAGCUCCACCGAGGGGGCGGCGAAGGAGGAGCCCAAGAGGAGAUCGGCGAGGUUGUCAGCUAAACCGGCUCCCGCAAAAGUGGAGACGAAGCCAAAAAAGGCGGCGGGAAAGGAUAAAUCUUCAGACAAAAAUGUGCAAACAAAAGGGAAAAGGGGAGCAAAGGGAAAACAGGCCGAAGUGGCUAACCAAGAGACUAAAGAAGACUCACCUGCAGAAAAUGGAGAAACUAAAAACGAGGAGAGCCCAGCCUCUGAUGAAGCAGGAGAGAAAGAAGCCAAGUCGGAUUAAUAUCACACACCUGGUCCUCAGUGGUCCCUGUCUCCCUUCUUGUACAAUCCAGAGGAAUAUUUUUAUCAACUAUUUUGUAAAUGCAAGUUUUUUAGUAGCUCUAGAAACAUUUUUAAAAGUAAGGAGGG
This is a messenger RNA of Hippopotamus amphibius kiboko, 546 nucleotides long. Its product is annotated as non-histone chromosomal protein HMG-14-like. The coding region runs from base 113 to 418 and encodes 101 amino acids. Gene Ontology annotation, biological process: chromatin organization. NCBI's taxonomy places the organism in Eukaryota, Metazoa, Chordata, Mammalia, Artiodactyla, Hippopotamidae. Gene Ontology annotation, cellular component: chromatin; nucleus. Gene Ontology annotation, molecular function: nucleosomal DNA binding. The transcript has a single exon. The record is from RefSeq and is a predicted model, not a curated record.